ACCCCCCACCUCUCGGUACCGGUAUGUAUGUAUCCCUUCCCUGUUUCCCGAGUCGCCUGCUGGAUCCGCUGCCGACUCGAGGCAUCCAUCCUCCCCAUCCUCCACCCUCCACCCUCCACCAGUUGUCGCGCUAUAUCCACGCACAAAACCAUCUCGGGUCCCCAUCUGCCCCAAAAAGGGAGUGCUGCCACGCACUUUCCCGCCCCAGGCUCGGAUGGGUUCGACUUGUCGUUUUUCGCCUUGCCGGACCUGCCCAGGACGAGGUCGAAAGAUGAUGCUGAUGCGCCCUGCCAGACCUGACCCUCUCCCCACCGCCGCCCGUCGCCCGUCGCCAUGGCGGACCCCACCGACCUCAACCUGGACGCCCCCAGCGAUCUCCAGGAUAUUCCCGACAUGUCCAUGCAACUGAUCCCCCCGCCGGAAGGCACCUAUCCCGAUAAAGCCACACUCCUUGCCGCUGUGCAGGCCCAUGGCAAGACGCAUGGGUACAACGUCGUAGUCAAGUCGUCCAGCACGCCGACGGAGAAGAAACCGGGGCGGACCGCCAAGGUGUGGCUGCGCUGCGAUCGCGGCGGCCACUACCGCCCGCGCAAUGGCCUCACCGAGGAGACCCGGAAGCGCCGCCGCACCUCGCGCCUGAUGGACUGCCCCUUCAUGCUCGUGGCUGCCGGCACCCCGGGCAUCUGGACCCUGACCGUGCUUAACGCCACCCACAACCACGGCCCGAUCGUCGAGAAGCCGCGCCAGGUGCCUCACCACAAGGUCCGCAAGGGCCAAAUCGCCGCCGAGCCCUACGAUUGGCCGCACGAUGCCACGCUGACCCCCUAUACCACGGCGCUGGUAAUCAUUGACAUGCAGAAAGACUUCUGUUUGCCGGGUGGAUACAUGGAUAUUCAGGGCUACGAUAUAUCCGCUAACCAGGCACUAAUUCCGAAACUGCAGCAUCUGCUGAGUACGUUUCGUUCCGCGGGGUUUCCCAUCUACCACACGCGGGAAGGCCACCGGCCCGAUCUGUCGACGGUAUCGAGCAGAGAGGGGUUCCGGUCCCAAAACAAUGCCGCCAACAUGGGCAUCGGGUCCCCUGGGCCCCUGGGGCGGCUGCUGAUCCGCGGGGAGGUGGGCCAUGACACGGUGGACGAGCUGUAUCCGAUUCCCGGGGAGCCGGUGAUCGACAAGCCCGGGCGAGGGGCGUUUGCGCACACGGAUUUCGAACUGCUGCUGCGCAACCGGGGGGUCAAGAACCUGGUGUUGGUGGGGGUGACGACGGACGUGUGCGUGGCGACGACGAUGCGCGAGGCCAACGACCGGGGGUUCGACUGCGUGGUGCUGGAGGACGCAACGGCAGCCAGCGAGCCGGGACUACAUGCGAGCGCGAUUGAGUCGGUGAAGAUGGAGGGGGGGAUCUUCGGGGCGGCGGCCAAACUGGAGGACGUGAUCCAUGCGGUGGAGAAUUUCAAAGCGGUGACUGUGAAGAAGCUGGCUCCACAGAUGACGACGUGAAUUUCUUUAGCAAGCAUUCUGUCUCAUUUGGCAUCCGAAGAUACUUGGAAUUGGGCAUCUGGGGAUAAAACUGGCUGCAUUGGACGGCAGGGUAGAGGAACCAUUUGGGACAGGAUCAUGACGACAGACACGAAUACGACUUAUGGACUAUGUACGAGCAGAGCAGAGCAAGCAGAGCAGAGCAGAUUAAGUUAG
This is a messenger RNA of Aspergillus heteromorphus CBS 117.55, 1695 nucleotides long. Its product is annotated as cysteine hydrolase family protein. The record is from RefSeq and is a predicted model, not a curated record. The coding region runs from base 334 to 1500 and encodes 388 amino acids. The transcript is spliced from 4 exons. Lineage: Eukaryota; Fungi; Ascomycota; Eurotiomycetes; Eurotiales; Aspergillaceae.